AUGAUUAAUUUGAAAUAUAUCCAAUAUACUCCUGAAAUUUUUACAUCUAUCUAUCUAUCUAUCUAUCUAUCUAUCUAUCUAUCUAUCUAUCUAUCUAUAGAGAAAGCUGAUCUAAUGCACGACACGAUCUCUCUCUCUCUCUCUCUCUUUAUCUAUCUAUCUAUCUAUCUAUCUAUCUAUCUAUCUAUCUAUCAUGGGAGAGUUCAUGAUUGUCUGUCUUUCUCUCUAUAUAUCUCUAUAUACGUUCAUGUAAAUGAUAAUUUGUCUACCUGCCUGUGUGUCUGUCUGUCUAUCUCUCUGUGUCUUUGUGAUAGUGUGUCUUUUUAUGUGCGGGAGCGUGUGUCUUUGUCUGUCGGUUUGUCUGCUCGUCUGUUUCUAUCUAUCUAUCUAUCUAUCUAUCUAUCUAUCUAUCUAUCUGUGUGUCUGCGUGUCAUUAUCUCUACGAGUGCUUGGUUAUUCCCCUCUCUCUCUAUCUGUGUAUGCGAAUGA
Messenger RNA from Acanthosepion pharaonis, 489 nucleotides. The record is from the annotation of a GenBank genome assembly. Lineage: Eukaryota; Metazoa; Mollusca; Cephalopoda; Sepiida; Sepiidae.